UCCAGCUGAUGGAACAUAUUUGAAAAAUAGCAUGCAUGAAUUUGAAAAAAAAACCGUGCUAUAGUUCAUGUAUUCCAUAUAUGUGUUAGGCUAUAUAUGUUUCCUGUGAUGCCGCCGCUCCGCUGAUUGACCGCUGGUCGUUGUGUUGAGGUGCGGCUUGCUCUCGGCUGUGCUGCUGCUGCUGCUGCUGCUGCAAGGGGAGCGUCGGUCCACAGCCCGCAGUGCUGUUAUGUGCGGUCGCCCGUUUGUCUCCUUGCCGCUCCAUCUUUUCCACAUCUAAUCCCAUUUACCAGACCACAGAGGAACACAUUUAUAAAGAGCGGCCACCUCCGUACAGACGGGAGGUGAAACUGCCUCCACAGCGCGUCUUUGAAUUGAGGAUUUCCCCUCUGGGUUGUAAGACCAACAAGCGACUGAUGAAGCACCAUGUGGACGCAAGUGUUUUUAUAUGGGGAAGGUGUUGACUCAUUUCUGUGACUGACUACAUGGUUUCUGGAGAUGCAGGUGCCUACAGAGGAUGCCCUUUCACUGACUGGAUAGAGGAAGUUUCAGGAUGCGGUCCCUGAGGAAGACGGUGUUGCUCGCCAUCCUGGUGUCUGUGGUGCUGGUACUUGCUCUCCUCCAUUCGUGGCCCACUCGGGCCUACACCACCGUGGACGUUUGGCAGCGACCGGGGCCAAUUGAAGAGAGGCAUCUGGAGGAGAGGCUCCCAGAACCAGACCACCGAUUAGGAAACAUCCGCUUUCACGUGAGGGACAAUGUGGCAAGCCUGUUGGCACGAAACGGAUGUGUUUGUGAGGGUGAGAGUGGAGGAGUAAACAUGCCCUUCGCCCAAUUCAUGUUCCCGCGGGUGUCAGCUCACCCGCUGCACACCGCCUUCGAGGCCUCUGAGCUGGAGGAAAUGAAGCGGAGACGGGCCAAAGAGUACAAUAGUUUUCAGAAGAGGACACAGUCGCCUGCAGAUCUUCUCAUCAUUGCAGAGGCUAACAAUCCCUUACAGUACCCAACACAAGGGGUAGAGGUACGACCUCUGAGAACAAUCAUCAUCCCAGGCUUGGCCUUACGCAACGUUCCCAGAGACCACUACUUGAUAAACAUCACUGCCACGCUGGGAACGCUAAACGUGGCAGCAGGGGUGGACGGGGUGAAAAUGAAAGGUGACGGCGAGAUGCGCAUGACUUUGUCGAGCAGCCUGCUGCCAAACCUCAACCGACAGCUGCAGUUCGUCACCUACACAAACACACUGUUCCACCCCAGCACAGCAGACACAGUGCAGUUUGAGACCGAGGGGUAUCAAGCCAGCUUCAGUAUCAAGGUCCGUCACGGUGUGACACCCAAACUGUACAACACAGGAUCCAAAGGAGAGUACAAUGUCAGUGCUCUUGUCACCAUAGCUACGAAGACUUUCCUGCGGUAUGAUAAGCUUCAGGAUCUUAUAAACAGUGUGAGAACAUACUAUCCUACUGUCACCAUAGUAAUAGCUGAUGACAGCGAAAAACCCCAAACCAUUUCUGGACCUUACAUUGAACAUUACAUCAUGCCUUUUGGAAAGGGUUGGUUUGCUGGACGAAACCUGGCCGUCUCUCAGGUGACCACAAAGUACGUGCUGUGGGUGGAUGAUGACUUCAUCUUCACAGCCAACACCAAGCUGGAGAAACUGGUGGACAUUUUAGAGAGAACCACCCUGGAUCUGGUGCGGGAUAAACUGUUUGUUCUAAGCGUCCAGGUGGGGGGUGCAGUGCGGGAAGCCACAGGUUACACUGCGACCUACAGACAGACCAUCUCCAUUGAGUCAGGGGAGGAGGAUGGCGACUGUUUACAUAUGAGGAGAGGAUUUCAUCACAUCAUCCAAGGCUUCCCCAACUGUGUUGUGACAGACGGAGUCAUUAACUUCUUCCUGGCUCGCACCGACAAAGUGCAGCUGGUCGGCUUUGACCCGCGCCUCGCCAGGGUAGCUCACCUGGAGUUUUUCAUCGAUGGAUUGGGAUCUCUCCAUGUGGGCUCUUGUGAUGAUGUCAUUGUCAAUCAUGCAACCAAAAUUAGACUUCCCUGGAUCAGCCAAUCAGAGAGCGACAAGACUUACGCCAAGUUUCGUUACCCACCGGCCUCCUCUGACGCCACCCACACGAAAAACGGCCUCCUCUUCUUCAAGAACCGAUUUCAGUGUUUGACUCAUAAUUAGUUCCUCUCCUCUUCAUCCUGAGGGUUUCUCUGCUCUUCCUGAGUUGCCAAAGAAGUUCUCCUCCGCCAGGUCCCUUCAGAUAAGCCUUCAGACACACACUUCGGUUUGCCUUUGAUUGAUACAAAAAACCUGCUGUCAUCGCAGUGUUAGCAUGUUUAUUCUGUCAGUGCUAGAAAGUUCUCAUGCCAAGAAGCCAGAUAGUAAAAGGCUCUCUGGGGAGUAGAACAAGAUCUGUAGUAACAAACACAUCAUCUUGUUGACACAGAAUCGUCGUGAUUUCUUGAAUACAUUUUUUGGGUUAAACCUUAUCUGGCUAUACAUCCUAGAGUUGUUCUCACACAGAUAGCGAGCUUUGUGAAAAACCCAACAAGUCUGAGACACUACAUCGUCAUUCUAGGACAAUGUGAGCAGAGGUACAUGUGUCCUUCAAUAUGCACUAUCCCAAAAAAAAGACGUCUGAGGGCCUGAGAACAAGGACAAGCAGAUACUUCCCAGAAAGUGACAAUCCUGUAGACACGGAGCAUACCGGAGGUAUUCUAUUCACCAAUGCCACAUGAAGAACGCAUUCAGAACUGUUCCACCUGUGGUACCUGUGCUCUGUGCUUGGCUGGUUUGUGCCAAAGGUUUGGCUGCUGGCUUUUGCAAGUUUUUUUUAAUCUCUUUGCAUUAUGGUUCCCCCCCCCCCCCCCCCCCAUCCACCCCCUUUGCCCAGAAUCUCAUAUGUCCUUUAUGAGCGAUUAGUCGCGUCCGUGGAGGAGAAACUUUCUGUCCAAUCACAUCUGGUGUCCUCUGAUCUGGGAGCAGCCUUGUUUUCUUGUCUUCUGCUGUAUGUCACUCUCAACAAACAUCUAAGGAAGUGGAGCGCUUCUGUCCAGUGACCGCUGAUGAAUGACAAUGGAAGUGAUUUGCAUCUUUACAUGCUGCCUGAAACAAGAAGUUGAAUGAACCAAUGUGCAUGUUUUUUUCCCUCAUUAUAAGAUAAGGCAGGAGAAAAAAACAAGCACAGUGAGACAGAAUUAAAAGAGAGUUUGGUGAUGAUUAAACAUCUUGAAACACAGAAUGAGUAUUCGGAGAGGAAAACUGAGAACUACGAGAAACGGUGAAGCACCGGGGCCUGAAGAUCCUGUUUUUAUACGGACUCUUUGGAGAGUUGUUUGUCGAAGACUGUAACACCUACGCCUGAAGUGAUGAUGCUGUUGUUUUAUACCCUGGCCUUUAGAUGCUGCCCUUGUGGCACUCUUUCGUUUUCUAAUAAGUCAAAUUCAGUUUAAAUUAAUUUAUUAGCCAAGAGGUGCCAGAGAUUUAUCAGUUGAUGUUUUGUUUUGUAUCUCAAGAACAUUUUAAAACCACUUUGUGUAAUGUUUCUGUCAGUUAUGCUGCAUUCUUUAUGUUCACCAACAUGUGACGUGAGCUCUGUGGAGAAAGGUCAGAUUGAAUCUUCAUCAGUGUAUGAUGAAAGGUUUUGUGUAAUUGUGUGUUCAAAAACUUAAAAUUAAGAUUUGUAGCUGUUGAUUUUUUAAACUUAUCUUUAUUGUGUUAGAACAGUAAUUAACUUUCCUGCUUCACCCAAAAACCUCUGGUGUGAGUCAUCUGGUCACAUUAUUAAGAGCAUUUUUUUUAUUUAGUUCAAAUGUUGACAUUAAAAUGUCUGUUGAAGCGCAUCUCUUUCAUUGCCCACCCAGGUGAAAAAUAAAUAUGCUACCUAUAUUUUA
Messenger RNA from Pseudoliparis swirei, 3894 nucleotides. RefSeq names its product beta-1,4-N-acetyl-galactosaminyl transferase 1b (gene b4galnt1b). Gene Ontology annotation, biological process: ganglioside biosynthetic process. Lineage: Eukaryota; Metazoa; Chordata; Actinopteri; Perciformes; Liparidae. The record is from RefSeq and is a predicted model, not a curated record. Bases 554 to 2182 code for a protein of 542 amino acids. The transcript has 13 exons. Gene Ontology annotation, molecular function: hexosyltransferase activity. Gene Ontology annotation, cellular component: Golgi membrane.